UCUCACCUCCCUCUUCUCAACUCCCACCACCAUGUCUUCUCUCCUCCCUCUCCUUCUUCUCCUCCUCCUUCUCCUUCCCUUCUCCAUCUCCACCUCCAUCUCCACCUACAUCAUCCACGUCAGCCCUAAUUCCAAACCCUCAUCGUCCCCAUCUCUUCCUCACUACUUCUCCUGCCUUCUUCGCUCUAUCCAACCUCGUUCUCUCCGCCACCCUCCUCCUCGUCUUCUCUACUCCUACUCCUCCGCCCUCUCCGGCUUCGCCGCCACUCUCUCCUCUUCCCAAGUCUCUGCUCUCCGUUCUCACCCUUCCAUUCUCUCCAUCCUCCCCGAUCUCCCUCGCCAUCCUCACACCACUCACACCCCUUCCUUUCUCCAUCUCUCCAACUCCUCCGGCAUCUGGCCUCAAUCCGACUUCGCUUCAGACACCAUCAUCGCGGUUCUCGACACCGGCGUUUACCCUCACAACCAUCCCAGCUUCUCCGACUCCGGCCUCCCUUCUCCUCCUUCGUCUUGGCGCGGAUCCUGCGAUUCCGGCCCUGGAUUCCCCUCCUCCUCUUGCAAUCGCAAGCUAAUCGGUGCUCGAUUCUUCUAUAAAGGCUAUGAAGCCGCGCUAGGGCAUCCGAUUGAUGAAUCUCGUGAAUCGAAAUCCCCUUUGGACACUGAGGGCCAUGGAACCCAUACAUCCUCCACGGCCGCCGGCUCCUCCGUUACCGACGCCGGCUUCUUCUCCUACGCUCGCGGUCUCGCCCGCGGCAUGGCCACCAACGCCCGCAUCGCCGUGUACAAGAUUUGCUGGGCUGCUGGUUGCUUCGAUUCCGACAUCCUCGCCGCGAUGGACGCCGCCAUCAACGAUGGCGUCGAUAUCAUCUCUCUUUCCGUUGGUGCUUCGGGUUUUGCCCCGAAUUACUACCGUGAUUCGAUUGCGAUCGGCGCCUUCGGCGCCGUUCGCCACGGCGUUGUCGUCUCUUGCUCCGCUGGGAACUCCGGCCCCGGCCCGCGCACUGCCGUGAACAUCGCUCCUUGGAUCUUAACCGUCGGAGCUUCCACCAUCGAUCGCGAGUUCCCCGCCGACGUUAUUCUCGGCAACGGGGAUGUUCUCGGUGGUGUUUCUUUGUAUGCCGGCGAGCCUCUUGAUUCCGAUGGGAUCCCGUUGAUUUACGGCGGCGAUUGCGGCUCCGCUGUCUGCCUUUCCGGCAGCCUCGACCCUUCGAAAGUUUCCGGGAAGAUCGUUCUAUGCGAUCGCGGCGUCAACGCUCGAGUCGAAAAGGGCAGCGCCGUUAAGCUCGCCGGCGGUGCCGGCAUGAUCCUCGCCAACACCGCCGAUAACGGCGAGGAGCUCCUAGCUGACUCCCACCUCGUUCCUGCCACCAUGGUCGGCGAGAAGGCCGGAAACAUCAUCAGAUCCUACAUUCGAUCCACCGACUCCCCGACCGCCACCAUCGCCUUCCGCGGCACCAUCAUAAGCUCCUCUCCGGCGUCCCCUCAGGUCGCCGCCUUCUCCAGCCGCGGCCCCAACUUCCGCACGCCGGAGAUCCUCAAACCCGACGUCAUCGCUCCCGGUGUCAACAUCCUCGCCGGCUGGACCGCCAUAACCGCCCCCACCGACCUCGACAUCGAUCCCCGCCGCGUUCUCUUCAACAUCAUCUCCGGCACUUCCAUGUCCUGUCCUCACGUCUCCGGCAUCGCCGCCCUCCUCCGCAAAACUCACCCCAACUGGACUCCGGCAGCCAUCAAGUCCGCUCUCAUCACCACCGCCUACAACACCGACAACUCCGGCAACCUCAUCAAAGACCUCGCCACCGGCGAGGACUCCACUCCAUUCAUCCGCGGCGCUGGCCAUGUAGACCCCAACCGAGCUCUCGACCCAGGUCUCAUCUACGACAUCACCAUCUUCGACUACCUUUCCUUCCUCUGCUCCAUUGGCUACAACCAUCAACAAAUCUCCAUCUUUACCAAAGACGAGCUCGCCGUGAACUGCUCCUCGCCGGAAACUCUCACAAAUCCAGGUAAUCUCAACUACCCAUCAUUCUCAGUAGUCUUUGAUUCAAUGAACAAUGUGGUUAGUUAUAAGAGAGUAGUAACUAACGUCGGAGCUGAAGCCGGAGGAGCUGUGUAUGAAGCCGAGGUCUCAGCCCCGACCGGAGUUGAAGUCAGUGUAGAACCAAGUAAACUAGAAUUCAAUUCAGUUGGCCAAAGUUUAGCAUAUAGUAUUAGAUUUUCUUCCACUUGGGGUUCGAAUUUGGAUAGUUCUUCUCCGGUUUCGUCUUUCGGUUGGAUUGUUUGGUCGGACGGUGAGCAUUCCGUUCGUAGUCCCAUUGCUGUUACUUGGAAUGCUGAUGGAAUAGUAGAAGAAGGAGAAGGAGGAGUGGCUAGUGUUUGAUGGAGUAGUAGUAGUAGUAGUAGUAGUUGUGGUAGUAGUGAGUGGGGGUGUUAAGAGGAGUAUUGAUUGGUGUUUGUGUUUUAGAUAAAUUAGAGAUGGUUGGUUGGUUACUAGAGUGAGAGAUGUGGGAAUGAAUUAGAGUGAUUUCAGAAUAACAAGUCUCUUUUGGAUUCAGUUUCAUUAUGUUUUGGAAGAUUUAAUACAUUAUAUAUAUAAUGUAUUAUUUAGGUCUAGAUUUUUUAGUUUUAAUGAAAGUUUUUAUUUUUCUCUUU
Molecule: messenger RNA, 2652 nt
Organism: Dioscorea cayenensis subsp. rotundata (Guinea yam)
Lineage: Eukaryota; Viridiplantae; Streptophyta; Magnoliopsida; Dioscoreales; Dioscoreaceae
Product: subtilisin-like protease SBT1.4
Biological process (GO): proteolysis
Molecular function (GO): serine-type endopeptidase activity
Source: RefSeq, a predicted model, not a curated record